This is a messenger RNA of Galleria mellonella (greater wax moth), 2871 nucleotides long. Its product is annotated as major facilitator superfamily domain-containing protein 6. Bases 276 to 2084 code for a protein of 602 amino acids. Gene Ontology annotation, cellular component: membrane. The transcript has 10 exons. Gene Ontology annotation, molecular function: transmembrane transporter activity. NCBI's taxonomy places the organism in Eukaryota, Metazoa, Arthropoda, Insecta, Lepidoptera, Pyralidae. The record is from RefSeq and is a predicted model, not a curated record.
AUUUCAUUGGCGACGGUCAUCUGUCUCGCUCGAGUUUUGUUAUCAUUUCUGUGUUGUGUAAAUAAAAUUUAAAUACGUACUCGUUUAGUAUCACUUUAUAGAACAGAAAGUAGUUUUACGAGUUUGCGAAUGUCUGUUUUCGGCCACUGACCUCCGUUGCUAUGCAUGUGUGAGCGUAGUGUCUAUUAUAAUCUGUAAAUAAAUAUUCAUUUGUGUUUUCGUACACUUUUUUAAUUUGUAAUAAAUGUAACGAUUCUUUGUGUAAAAUUCACAAAAUGAAGUUCAAGAUUGACAAGGGCCUGGUGCCUAUAAAGGUUCAUUUUUUCUUCUUUUUUGCUGCUCUUGGACCGUUGUUACCACAAAUAAAUGUGUUCGGUCGCCAACUGGGCGUGUCUCCAGGAGUCAUGGGAAUGGUCACGGCUGUACUACCCCUGCUGUGGGCGGCAGCCAAACCGCUCUUCGGUUACGUGGUGGACUUCUGGCCGGCCCACAGAAAAUUAGUAUUCAUGCUAUUGAUCACAGUGAUGACAGGCUCCUAUUGUUGUCUAUGGUUUCUACCGAUGCCAGAGCAACCAGAGACAACGGAGCCGCCCGUUCUAGAAUACAUCUAUAACCUUAAUGACACUAUAUACCUGAAAAAAUAUAAUAAUGACCCAUUCCUCGAUAAAUACACGUGUCAAUGGAACUGCUCUAUGGGCGAGAAUUUCGACGUGUUUCUCUCGAAUUCGACAUUCGUAAACACUGUUUACAUCGACGCACAAGUGACAAAUGAGUCUUGCUCGCACCUACAUAUGGGUUUUGACGAUGCGAGAGCGGGACAGAUCAUAUGUACUCCGGUCAAGAACUGUAAUUUGCUGUGUUUCGAGGAGAAUUUGUCAGGAACGAACAGAAGUAGAAGGGAAGUUCACAGCGCGUCGAACAACGCGAUAGAGAACGCGUCGAAACAACCACUGAGUUUAACGAAUGCGUCGAAACAGGAUGUGUCGAAGUUAACCAGUGUGUCGAACGAGACGAAUGAUAAUUUUUAUAUGACGGUGACGUUUUGGGCGUUCGUUGUUCUUAUGUGUGUGGGGACGGUAGCUUUCAACGUAGCUAACUGCAUAGGAGAUGCGGUGUGUUUUGAUGUUUUAGGACCGGACCAUGGCUCCAAGUACGGAGCCCAACGAGCCUGGGGUACCGCCGGGUAUGGAGUCACGGCGCUGCUGGGCGGCUGGCUGGUGGACCUGGUGUCUGAAUCCGACAUCAAGAACUUCACGCCCGCCUUCAUCAUCGCCAUACUGGCCACCAUCGUAGAUCUGUUCAGCUGUAGAGCGCUUAACUUGCCGUCGCUGUCCAGCCCGGAGGACUCGGGGAAGGCGCUGCGCGAGGUGCUGAGGAUACCGCGCGUGAUGCUGUUCAUCGUGUUCGCAGUCAUCGCCGGCACCUUCGACAGCUUCAUCAUAUACUAUAUGUUUUGGUUCCUGGAGGAAAUAGCUGAGGAAACGGGUUACAUGGCGAAGAUUAAGCUCAUAGAGGGCGUCGUGAUCGCAGCUCAGAGUUUCAUUGGCGAAUUAUUGUUUUUCUACUUCUCUGGUAAAAUUAUAAACCGAUGGGGCUACGGCACUACGAUGACGUUCUCGCUGUUCUGUUAUGGUGUAAGGAUGGCGCUUAUAGCCGUCAUACGGAACCCAUGGCAUUUAGUGUACAUAGAGUCCAUAAUGCAAGGUCCCACGUACGCUCUGUGCUACUCCACCAUAGUGGGCUACGCGGCGGAGGUGGCGCCCCCUGGCUACUCGGCCACCGUGCAGGGCAUCGUCGCCGGCAUGGACGACGGCGUCGGCUUCGCGCUGGGUUCGCUGGUGGGCGGGCAGCUGUACGCGGGCGCGGGCGGGCGGGGCUCGUUCCUGGCGCUAGGGGGCGCCGCCGUCGUCGCGUCCGCCGCGCACGCCGCUUUAUUUGCAUUACUCACGCGGUGUACAGACAAACAAACGGAUACCAAAGACAGCCAAGCGCCUUUGCCGGAAGGCGAGAAGUUCCUGCCGGAAAACCAGCGCGACGCUACCGCCAUCUAUUGCAGCACGACUGUACCUCUCAACGAGAAAUAGCACCAAAGAAUUAGUCGCGUUACAAGCGAAUAUGAUACUUGUAACAAUAGUACAUAAUGUAUAUUUUAGCUUUAAUCUACAGUGAAGUGAAACUAAAUGGAUUUUGUAUUCCAAAUAUGGAAGAGUACCGAAGUGUAGCAAGAUUGGAAAAAAGAUAUUUUAAAAAUCGUGAUAGAUACAAGGUUUUUUUUAUGAUAAUAAUAUGGUAACCCCGCCUGCGCUAACGGGGCACCAGUGAAGGAUGAUAAGUGAGAAUGAAAAGGCAGGUCAGUUAGCCCAUCGCGAUGAAUACACCUCGAAUUCAGCACGAUGGUCUCCAGGAACUGGCUUUUUUGCGUUGCAGUGCAAAAACUACUGUUCUAAAUUCAAACGUGUCUUCUAUCUCGCUUACACAUUCGCUUCAUUACUGUUCCAAAAUCGAAUUUGUUGAUUCAAACUAAACGCAAUUUCCAUUUGGUUUUCAUACCUUUUUUUAUAUUGUAUAUAAUAUAUAAUAAUAUUUUAUUUUUAAUCGAUACUUGAAGUAUCGUCCAUCGAAUUUAUUCGAUUAUUUCGUCACAGUCGUAGAAUACCGACGGAUCUGACAAAUAUUACAUAAAAAGAUCCGUCAGUAUUCUACGACUGUGACGAUUUUUUAAACUAUAAUAGUGAACAAGCAUCCCUAGAGAAGGUACGAACGUAUCUAUCGAUAGAAACGCUUCGGUCAACGCUCGUAUUAGGAAGAGUAGGACAGCGCACGUCGUCGACUCAUUAUAUAUAUAUAUAUAUAUAUAUAUAUAUAUAUAUA